AUGCCUGGUUCACCAAGCUCCUCACUGUCCGGGGUCCUCCUUGCCUUCUUCCUGGUCCAGCUGCCAUCCAGUUACGCAGGACAGUUCAGAGUGAUGGGACCAGGACAGCCCCUCCGGGCCCUGGUUGGGGACGCAGUGGAGCUGCCCUGUCGCAUUUCUCCAGGGAAAAACGCCUCAGGCAUGGAGGUGGGGUGGUACCGGCCCCCGUUCUCAAGGGUGGUCCACCUGUACCGCCAUGGUAGGGACCAGGACACGGAGCAGGCCCCAGAGUACCGGGGCCGGACUGAGCUGCUGAAGGAGGCCAUCGGGGAGGGGAGGGUGACGCUCAGGAUCCGGAAUGUCAGGUUCUCGGAUGAGGGCGGCUUCACCUGCUUCUUCCGAGAUCACUCCUACCAAGAAGAGGCAGCGAUGGAGUUGAAAGUAGAAGACCCCUUCUUCUGGGUCAGCCCUGGCGUGCUGGUCCUCAUCGCGGUGCUGCCCGUGCUGCUCCUGCAGAUCUCCGUGGGCCUGGCCUUCCUCUACCUGCAGCACAGACUGAGAGGAAAACUUCGAGCAGAAAUAGAGAAUCUGCACCGGACUUUUGAUCCCCACUUCCUGAGGGUACCCUGCUGGAAGAUCAGCCUGUUUGUAAUCGUGCCGGUUCUCGGGCCUCUGGUCGCCUUGAUCAUCUGCUACAACUGGCUACACCGAAGACUAGCAGGGCAGUUUCUGGAGGAGCUAAGGAACCCUUUCUGAGGGAGGCUGCAUCUCGGAGCCCUGGUCCUUGGGGUGCCUCACCCAUCGAGCUGUACUCAUCCUCUCUGCAGUGGAGACAAGGAGGGCCCUGCACUUGCACAAACACCAGGA
Messenger RNA from Octodon degus (degu), 846 nucleotides. RefSeq names its product myelin oligodendrocyte glycoprotein (gene Mog). The transcript has 8 exons. The record is from RefSeq and is a predicted model, not a curated record. Bases 1 to 735 code for a protein of 244 amino acids. Gene Ontology annotation, cellular component: external side of plasma membrane. Gene Ontology annotation, biological process: T cell receptor signaling pathway; regulation of cytokine production. NCBI's taxonomy places the organism in Eukaryota, Metazoa, Chordata, Mammalia, Rodentia, Octodontidae. Gene Ontology annotation, molecular function: signaling receptor binding.